AUGGUCCAAGAUCUUAGUUCAUAUCAUUCAGGCACGAGAAAAGUAGAUUAUUCGAAGCAUAUCAGUAAAGCUGGAAAAGCAAGAAAAGAACCUGAUUUGGAUUCUCUCGUUCCAUACUUGGUGCGCAAAGACUAUAUAUCCUUGGGUGCAGGACAACCAAGCUCUGUAAUCUGUCCUGUCGAAAGUAUGUCAGUUAAACUCAAGUCAGGCAAAACAAUAGAUCUGGAUGGGGAACUAUUGUCCGAAUGCCUAUCGUAUGGCUCAUCCGCUGGUCUUCCAUGCUUGAGAAAUUGGGUACAUGAGCUGCAAGUUAGAGAGCAUAAACCACCAGUUGACUUUGACGUUAUUAUUGGUUCUGGAUCGCAAGAUCUGCUAACUAAGGCAAUCGAUGCACUUGUUGAUAAUGGUGACGCUGUUUUAGUUGAUAAUCCUACAUUCCCUGGCAUGUUGGGCUUUCUAGAUUCGUUGAACUGCGAUGUAGUGGGUGUCAAGACAGAUGAAUUCGGUAUUGUGCCCGAAUAUUUGGAACAACUGCUUGAUCAGUGGCCAGAGACUAAUCCACAAAAACGCAGACCUCAUUGCCUCUAUACCGUCCCUACUGGCGGCAAUCCAACAGGAGCUACCACCAGUCUUAGUCGCAAGAAAGAAAUCUACCAAAUUUGCUCGAAAUAUGAUAUCAUUAUCAUCGAAGAUGACGCCUACUAUUAUAUACAAUAUCUGGAUCAAAAUCGAGUUCCAUCCUUUUUUUCUAUGGACGUAGAUGGUCGCGUGCUCCGCACAGAUACAAUUAGUAAAAUCAUGGCUCCGGGAUUUCGUAUUGGCUGGCUAAGUGGACCAAAAGAAUUGCUUCGAUGUAUAUCUGUUCAUACAGUUCUCACUUUAGUACAACCUUCAGGCAUUGGACAAGGUGUUGUAUAUUCCAUUUUAGCAAAAUGGGGCUAUGAGGGAUUCUUUCAGCAUGUGCAGUAUGUAAGCAGGAUUUUCCGUCAACGUCGGGAUGAUUUCAUAGAUUGUCUUGAACGACAUAUGAAAGGAAAAGCAGAAUGGUUUGUACCAACCUCUGGUAUGUUUGUGUGGCUAAAAUUACUCGGUGGUGUUAAGGAUUCGAACGAUCUGAUAAUGACAAAACUGUUAAAGGAAAAAGUGGUCGCUGUUCCUGGAAUGGGAUUUAUGCCUCAUAAAGAUAAGACAGAAUAUGUAAGAGUCUCUUAUAGUAAUGCAACGAAAGAAGAUAUGGACGAAGCUUUACGCCGAUUCGCUUUAGUGAUCAAUGAAGAGAUCAGGUGCUCUUCAUAA
Messenger RNA from Mycotypha africana, 1296 nucleotides. RefSeq names its product pyridoxal phosphate-dependent transferase. Lineage: Eukaryota; Fungi; Mucoromycota; Mucoromycetes; Mucorales; Mycotyphaceae. Bases 1 to 1296 code for a protein of 431 amino acids. The record is from RefSeq and is a predicted model, not a curated record. The transcript is spliced from 5 exons. Gene Ontology annotation, biological process: biosynthetic process. Gene Ontology annotation, molecular function: pyridoxal phosphate binding; transaminase activity.